CUCUCCUUUGCCACUUUGCCACCAUGACUAACUUCUAUUAUGGGAAACCAAAAAGCUUCAAUUUUUCCAGAAAAAAAGCAGAUCUAUUUGUCUUCUUUGCUUAAAAUCUCUCUGAUUCAUGCAUAAAGCUUGCAUCUUUGGAGUCUUUUACAUGUUUGUAGUCGUAGUUUUGAUCUAAGGAGCUCUGUUUAGCUAGCGAAGAUCAAACAUGGUGGGUACUAAUCACUUUCCAUUUUCGAAGCCGAGGGAGACGCCUUGGACUUUGAGGUCACGUAGCAGGAGCAUUACUCAAGAAGAACUUGCCAAGCGUCCCGACCCGUUCAGUGUACCGAAUCUUCUUGAUGGGCUUGAAGAUGGUGUAUACGGAUGUCUUGCUGAUAAUGUUAAGAGACUUUGUAAGCUGAGACAGGAAUAUUUGAAUGGUUCUAUCUCACUGGAAGAUAUCGAAGCUAGAGAAGAGAAAAAACCUUCCAAGUUGCCUCAAGAAUCAGUUACUCCUCUAUAUAAAAGGCUGAAGAAGCUCAAGGAAGUGAUUGUUGUGAAGAAUGGAGAUAGCUCAGGAUCUGACAUGAGUCCACAAGGUUAUGACGAGGAGGAUUCAUCGAGUAAUUCAACUGAUAUUGACAAUCAAAGUCCUCUAUAUGUAGAUGCAGAAGAAGAAGAAGAGCUUUGGAGGCAGAUGGCUUUUGCUCAAGAAUCAAUUAAGGUAACGGUGGAGGAUUCACAAAGUAAUGAUCACAAACAAGUCGAAGACUGUGACCAUUCCUUCAUCUGCAAGGACGAUAUUGGAGAAGUGUGUCGUGUUUGUGGACUCAUCAAGAAACCAAUUGAGAGCAUGAUUGAAGUUGUGUUCAACAAGCCAAAGAGAUCAAGAAGAACUUAUAUGCGUGAAAAAGAAAAUGGGGAAACGAGUAGGGCCUUCUCAGGAAUCCAGUCUUCUCAGACAAACAUUUUGGGAGAAAAAAUGUUCAUUCACCCAUGGCAUGAUCAGGAGAUGAGGCCUCACCAGACUGAAGGAUUCAGAUUUUUAUGCAACAACCUUGCAGCGGAUGAGCCAGGUGGAUGCAUAUUAGCUCAUGCACCAGGAUCAGGCAAGACAUUUCUGCUCAUCAGCUUUCUGCAGAGCUUCAUGGCUAUGGAUCCGCAGGCUAGACCAUUGAUUGUGCUACCGAAGGGGAUCAUAGAGUCAUGGAAGAGAGAGUUUACUUUGUGGGAAGUUGAGAAGAUUCCCCUGCUUGAUUUCUACAGCGUGAAAGCAGAAUCACGGAAGCAGCAACUGAAGGUUUUGGGGCAAUGGCUCAAGGAGAGAAGCAUUCUGUUUCUUGGGUACCAACAGUUUACGAGGAUCAUCUGCGAUGAUAAGAAUUUUGAGGCAGCUUCAGAAGAUUGUAAGCUGAUAUUGCUUGAGAAGCCAACGUUGCUUAUACUUGAUGAGGGUCAUACGUCAAGGAAUAAGGAGACGAACAUGCUUAUUUCGCUUGCUCGUGUCAAGACUCCUCGAAAGGUGGUUCUCACAGGGACCUUGUUCCAAAACAACGUUGAGGAAGUGUUCAACAUUUUGAAUCUUGUUCGGCCCAAGUUCUUGAAGCGUCCUGGAACUCGGGAGAUUGUUUCUCGUAUCAUGAGCAAGGCAGAGAUACCGAGAGGCAAACAGGUGAACCAGAGUAGUAUCGAGGGGACUUUCUUCGCUGCAGUAGAGCUUACAUUACAGAAGAGUAUAGACUUUUCUGCCAAAGCCAGCUUGAUAAAGGAUCUCCGCGAAAUGACCCGUAAUAUCUUGCAUUAUCACAAAGCAGAUUUUAGCGGCUUGCUUCCGGGGCUUAGUGAGUUCACUGUCAUGCUAAAUUUGAGCUCAAUUCAGAGAGAUGAAAUCAAGGGUCUGAGGAAAAUGGAACUGUUCAAGCAGAUCUCUCUUGGUGCUGCUUUGUAUAUACACCCAAAGCUCAAAUCUUUCUUGGAGGAAAACCCUUCCAACGGGGAAAAAGGUUUUGCUGAUAACAACGCAACAGUUAUGAAGCUGGACAAGAUGCUGAAGAAGAUCAAUGUCAGAGAUGGUGUGAAGAUGAAAUUCUUCCUCAACCUCUUAGCUCUGUGUGAAUCAACAGGAGAGAAGCUUUUGGUGUUCAGCCAAUACAUUGUUCCAAUAAAGACUCUUGAGAGACUGAUGAGCUCAAUGAAAGGUUGGCGUUUAGGGAAAGAGAUGUUCACAAUCACAGGUGAUUCAAGCAAUGAACAGAGAGAAUGGUCAAUGGAGAGAUUCAACAAUUCACCAGAGGCUAAAGUGUUUUUCGGAUCGAUCAAAGCUUGUGGGGAAGGAAUAUCACUAGUGGGUGCAUCACGAGUUCUGAUUCUUGAUGUUCAUCUGAACCCAUCAGUGACUCAGCAAGCCGUGGCUCGAGCUUAUAGACCAGGACAGAAGAGGAAAGUGUAUGCGUACAAGCUCGUAGCUGCGGAGUCACCAGAGGAAGAGAACUACGAAACGUGUACGCGUAAAGAGAUGAUGUCUAAGAUGUGGUUCGAGUGGAAUGUUGGCUCAGGAAGAGGUGAUUUUGGGCUAAGAGCCAUUGAUGUUGAUCACUCCGGUGAUGCGUUUCUUGAAACGACCAAGAUGAAGGAAGAUAUCAAGUGUUUAUACACAAGGUAAACCGAUUCGAACCGGAUAUUGAUCGUUUGGUCAAUCAGAUAAUAAUAACAUUAUAUUUGCAUUUAUGUUUUCUAAACACUCUGGUUCGAUGGUUCAACGUGGUUUCGGUUUAUUUUCU
Molecule: messenger RNA, 2762 nt
Organism: Arabidopsis lyrata subsp. lyrata
Lineage: Eukaryota; Viridiplantae; Streptophyta; Magnoliopsida; Brassicales; Brassicaceae
Product: protein CHROMATIN REMODELING 35
Exons: 5
Coding region: 209-2644 (811 amino acids)
Biological process (GO): gene silencing by siRNA-directed DNA methylation
Molecular function (GO): ATP-dependent chromatin remodeler activity; ATP binding
Source: RefSeq, a predicted model, not a curated record